Molecule: messenger RNA, 7194 nt
Organism: Scatophagus argus
Lineage: Eukaryota; Metazoa; Chordata; Actinopteri; Scatophagidae
Product: neuropilin-2-like
Exons: 18
Coding region: 864-3683 (939 amino acids)
Biological process (GO): angiogenesis; vascular endothelial growth factor signaling pathway; axon guidance
Cellular component (GO): membrane
Molecular function (GO): semaphorin receptor activity; vascular endothelial growth factor receptor activity
Source: RefSeq, a predicted model, not a curated record
GGCAUAGAAGAGCGUGUUUCAGCAGACAUUCGCACAGUUUGCAGGAGGAGAGCGGAGGGGCUGCGCGUUUAUUUUCUCCCGAUCAGUUUUACGCACGCACGCACGCCGGAGCUGUCUCUUCCAGGAGUUCUUGUGUUUUCUUUUUGCGCAAGAACGGACAGUCACCUGGACAGUAUAUUAAUAGGGAAGUCGAAGGGAAAAUACAGUUUUGUUCUUUCUUAAUCAAGUGUGCUUUCACUGAGUAAAUGCGCAACUGGGGAACAGAACCAGAGCUCGGGAUAUUUUAUCGAAAGGAAGAGAAACCAUUUGUGCUACUUUUUAAGGCUUGGUCCAACUUAACGGUUCUCCACACGGGUUUCUGUUGGCUUCAGUUGGCCAGUGAUUUCUGCUUUGAAAUUUAUGAUUUUGUCUGUCAGCCAGCGGGUCGACGAGCUUGAUAUUCCCACGCGCGUUGUGACUGACUGGGGGGGACACAGUGCUGCCGACUGUGCGCACUGAAAUGGAUUUUGUUGGUUUAAAAUGUAUUUAAAGUAGAAAUCGUGCCGAUUUCAGAUCAAUCAGCGCAGAUCGGUUUCCUAAAAAGGAAAAGCACACGCUGGUUUCCAAAAAAGAAGAAGCACACACUGACAAAGCUCGUACAAACAGUGUUUAACCAGAGUGAUAUUCUUGGAAAGCUCGGUGAACGCAACCCGGCAUUUGUGGUGGAUUUUGGGCACCGCUUCAGUUGCGCAUCAGGGAAACAGAGAACAGUGGAAAAGGAGAAGAAACAGUGACUUUGAACUGUAGCUUUGUCUCAGAUAUACAGAAUCAAACCGCAAAGGAGGAGAAGAAGAGGUGUUUCUCUCCACAUCUGAGGCGAAAAGAUGGAUUUAAUCGUAUGGCUUUGUGGAUGUUUACUGGCUUUUCUCCUGCCUUCAGCAGUCAGCGCACAGGAAGGAGCGUCUGAGCCAUGUGGUGGUUAUUUAGAUGCCAGCAAUGCCGGCUACAUCACCACACCCGGGUAUCCGCUGGAUUACCCGCCUCACCAGAACUGUCGCUGGGUGAUCACAGCCCCCGAGCCCUCACAACGCAUCGUCCUCAACUUCAAUCCACACUUUGAGAUUGAGAAACUGGACUGCAGGUACGACUAUUUAGAGAUCCACGAUGGGAACUCGGAGUCAGCCGACCUACUGGGGAAGCAUUGCAGCAACAUCGCUCCUGCGCCAAUCAUUUCGUCAGGGCCCUCGCUGCACAUCAAGUUCGUAUCGGACUACGCCCACCAGGGGGCGGGCUUCUCACUGCGCUACGAAAUCUUCAAAACCGGCGCGGACUGUUCCCUUAACUUCACCAGUCCCUCAGGUCUCAUCGAGUCCCCAGGCUUCCCCGACAAAUACCCCCACAACCUGGAGUGCUCCUUUAUCAUCAUUGUUCCCCCCAGCAUGGAUGUCACCCUCACCUUCCUCACCUUUGACUUGGAAAACGACCCCCUGCCAGGCGGAGACGGGGACUGCAAGUACGAUUGGCUGGAAGUGUGGGACGGGCUCCCAGGAGUGGGCCCACUGAUUGGUCGAUACUGUGGGACCAGGGUGCCUCCAGAGAUCCAAUCAUCUACUGGGAUUCUCUCUCUGUCGUUCCACACCGACAUGGCUGUGGCUAAAGAUGGUUUCUCAGCUCGAUACAACAUGACACACAAGGAAGUCAGCGAGACUUUCCACUGUAGUAAUGCAUUCGGGAUGGAGUCAGGAAAGAUCACGGAUGACCAGAUCACAGCCUCGUCAAGUUUCUACGAUGAACGCUGGCUGCCACGACAGGCCCGACUCAAUUACAAUGACAACGGAUGGACGCCCAAUGAAGACAGCAACAGGGAGUACAUACAGGUGGACCUCCAUACUUUAAAAGUGCUUACGGGCAUUGCUACCCAAGGCGCCAUUUCAAAGGAAACUCAGAGGGCUUACCAUGUCUCAACCUUCAAGCUGGAGGUCAGCACCAAUGGGGAGGACUGGAUGGUCUACAGACAUGGCAAGAAUCAUAAGGUUUUCCAUGCCAAUUCUGAUGCCACGGAGGUGGUUCUCAAUCGGAUCCCGCAGCCGGUCCUGGCCCGCUUCGUACGAAUCCGACCUCAGACGUGGAAGAACGGCAUUUCACUGCGGUUCGAGCUUUACGGCUGUCAGAUUACGGAUGCACCCUGCUCAGAGCUGCAGGGCAUGUUGUCUGGGCUGUUACCCGACUCCCAGAUCUCUGCGUCAUCCAUGAGAGACAUCCAUGGCUCCAUGGGGGCUGCCAGGCUGGUGGCCAGUCGGUCAGGCUGGUUUCCCAACCCGACACAACCCAUAGCUGGAGAAGAGUGGCUACAAGUGGACCUUGGUGUACCUAAGAUGGUGCGUGGCAUUAUUACCCAGGGUGCAAGAGGGCUGGAGGGCAGCUCCAGCGCUGAGAACAGAGCAUUUGUCAGGAAGUACAAACUCGCCCACAGCUUGACUGGCAAAGACUGGACUUACAUCACUGACAGCAAGACUGGAAUGGCUAAGAUUUUCGAGGGAAAUGGCCACUACGACACUCCAGAGGUGCGGAGGUUUGACGAGAUCGUGGCCCAGUACAUCAGAGUCUUUCCGGAGAGAUGGUCGCCUGCUGGGAUCGGCAUGAGGAUGGAGGUUCUCGGCUGUGACCUGCCCGAAACCACCACUGUACCUGACACCGCGACCCCCACCUUGCCCAGGGAGGAGCAGACGACUGCUGCAAUGAGACCAGCCACCACGCCAUCCCUGUCGGCUGUGUGUGACUUCGAGCAGAGCUUGUGCGGCUGGUCGGCUGAUCCCCAGUCAGGUGUGAGCUGGUCCCUGCACACGGCGAGCAGCAGUUCGACCGGACACGGCACACACGGAACGAGACAGGAUUUGGCACUGGGAUCAGACAAUUUCUCAGGGAACUACCUGCACCUGGACGCAGGCACCCACACCCAGCGCAAGCGAGCCCGGCUGCUGAGCCCCGAGGUGGGGCCAGAACAAGGCCCACUCUGCCUCCUCUUCUACUAUCAGCUCCAGGGGGAAGCGCAGGGGAGCCUGAGAGUCCUGCUGAGGGACAGUGACCAGGAGGAGUCCCUGCUCUGGGCUCUGAAAGGGGACCAAGGCUCUCACUGGAGGGAAGGCCGCACCAUCCUGCCCCAAAGCCCCAAAGAGUAUCAGGUGGUGUUCGAGGGGUUUUUUGAUCACCCGACCAGAGGCCACAUCAGAAUAGAUAACAUCCACAUGAGCAGCAGCGUCGAGCUGGAGCAGUGCACACAGCCCUUCCCUGCCUUAACUCCAGGCCUAAACCAUCCCAAGCCUAUGGAUUUUGGAAAAGAUCCUGUUUUCAACCACAAGCAGCCCAUCGAUGGAGACUUCGUCUUCCAAGGGUGGCCGUCCUCCUUCUCCACCCCCUCGUCCUCUGAUGUGGACCCUCCCUCAGUCACCCUGGUGUCAGAGAAAGACAAGGACAACGCCUGGCUUUACACGCUGGACCCCAUCCUCCUCACCAUCAUUGUGAUGAGCUCUCUAGGAGUCCUGCUGGGCGCAAUUUGCGCUGGACUGCUCCUCUACUGCACGUGCUCCUACAGCGGGCUUUCGUCACGCUCCUCCACAACGCUGGAGAACUACAACUUUGAGUUGUACGACGGGAUUAAGCAUAAAGUGAAGAUAAACCAGCAGAGGUGCUGCUCAGAGGCAUGAAGAGCAGCAGGAGGAGUAGAACUCUGGAGAAAGACAAAGUCACAUGAUCCCCUCCAAAAGUAAUUUUGUUUUUGGUUUGGACAAAGAAAACGAAGCACUAGCUGUUAUUUCAAUCCCCCGUUGUCACCUACAUAAUAUCCUGUUCUGAUGUCUACAGGGGAAACAUUCAGCCCAGAGUCUCUACACAUAUUUGCGUGCCAGUGGGAACUUGUGACCUUGAUCUCCCCUACAUGCUAUGAGGCCUGGGGGGACACCUGAUCCCAGUCUCCCCUACCUACAGUACCAUAUCUCCUCCGCCUGCAGGAGAGAGCCUGCUCGAUUCUAAAAGCCUGUGAAUGAAUGAAGGAAUGAAUAAAUGAAUAUGAAUGACAGAACUACCAUAGAAUAUAACCCACCAGCCAAUGGAAUGAAGCUAGAAGGCCUGGAGAUGGACCACAACACCCCCGACUAUUUGGACGUUUGGACCACAAAUGACAGCACAGUCCUGGGUGUUUGGUCAAAAUGCUGGUAAUGGGAUUCUUAACGGUGAAGAGAAUCUCAUCAACAUGUACCCAUGACUGGUACUUUGCAGAGGGGCAUUUAUCCUCAUUAGCUUGAAUUUGAAUGUGGCCAACAGAGACAUACAGAAAUCACAAAGUUGCAGCUUCUGACCGUUGGUGAAGGCUUCAGCACCAGUGGACCAUUUAAAUGUGGGUACUUUUGACUGAGAUCAACACAUAUCAUGUGAAUGCCUAUCCCCCGCCCCAAAUAAAAAAAGUUUAAGAGAUAUCAGUUGAAAUGAAUCUAGAUUUCUAAAGGCGAAGACGGAAAAGAGAAUGAAAAAGGACCUUAUUCUUUUUGUUUGUUUCCAAAAGUUUUAGAUAUGAGUUCUGUGAGUCCAUUAGCCUGCCAUAUGGCACUUGCUCGCUCCUUUGUCUGCCCUCGGUCUGCGCUUUGUGAAACCAGUGGCAUAGAAGAGUAAUGGUGACUGUUUUUGUUUUGUUUUAGACUUGUGUCUCUUUGGGAAAAAAAAUGGUAAAGAAACGCCAGCUUCAGUUCGUAGCCGCCCUGUAGAGCUCUUACGCCACUUCUUUUAGACUUUCUUUAGCGUUGUGUUGGACUACAUGGUCUUAACUGUUAAUUCAGUCCUUUUCUAUUUUGGCACAUUUUCCAUUACAGAUUAUCAGUCUUUAUAAAGAGUAGAUGAAAGGUAAAGGAAGAUGGAAGAUAGAAAACCAGAGGUUUAUCUAAAUCUAACAUGCUGUUAUGGAGUCGUGCUUUAGAUUCAGUAUUCUAGGGUUUGUCUUUGGUAUAUAUCUAUAUUUUUUUGGUUUUCAGACUGUAUGAUGCCCAAGCGAUGGACAGACACUGUGUGAACAAAAUGUCAGUGAUUGUUUUAUUGCAACCUAUGGAUUGCCAAAGAGCUGUGUACAUGCACAGGGGGUCUGAACGAGUGUUAAGAGGCCGGUUGGAGAGCAGACUGAGAGUGAAAACCAUCCUGCCUUUUAUCCACCAUUCUUAGCAUCACCCCCUGAAUGAAGGACGCUCCGAAACGGAAGGAGGAGGAGGAGGAGGAGGAGGAAAGACUAAAGAGGAGAACGGAAAUCAUACCGUUGACUUUUUUGGACACACAAUCGAGCCUUAAGCUAACUACAGUAUACGCUGUAUCGGAGGACAGCCAUCGAGGAGGGCCAGUGCUGCUGGACAGACUGAUGAACAGGACACACACACACAUACACACACACACACACACACACAGAAAGAUGGGCAGACAGACAGACAGAAAGAGAGAGAGGGGGGGGGGGGUCUGGAAAAAAUGCGAUGGUUAUGUUUGCUUGCAGAAGAAUUUUAUUUCAGAACAUCAUGACUAAAACUUGAGAAAUUUCUACUUGCAUUUUCAAAUCCCUGACUACUGGAACCUUUGGGCAUUUUUAGCCAGCAGUGUUCAGCUGUUUAACCCAAGAAUUACAUUCACAUGCCACCAUUUGGCUUCAGCUAAAUACACAUCAGUGGAAAUUUAAAGGCACCACGUGGAGUUUUUGACCGCUAAUAGCACUACAGAGCAAUGAUUUUACACGUGGGUUCCUGUUUUGUUUUGGUCACACACAAGAAGGAAACAUUGCAUAUAGACAAUAUAGGAUUUUAAAUUGUUGGGUAACAGGAAUAAUGAAAAAUUUGAUAGACCACAGAAAAACACAGAGCGUGUUUUAGUGAGAAAACCUGAAUGUAAGCAAACUCCACAGGGUACCUUCAAUGCUUAUUUAUUGACAUAUCAACAAAAUGCUUUUGUUAAGCAUAUCUGCAACUUCUCUUCAUGUGUUUUUACUACGAAGCAAUUUGCAAAAAUCGUGGUCAUAGUUAAAAAAAUAAAACAAUGAAAAUGCCAGCUGCUAGUGCAAAUUAGUGAGAGAAAUGAGUGAAAAUCAUGGGAGACUGUUUGCAUUAUGGGCAGAAAGUCACUGCAUUUCUCAAACUAUCUGCAGCUCAGGAUGUUGGCUUGCAGUGUUCGGGUUUUGAUCGGGAACAUGUGACAGACUCGCACACACAUCCAAUGAGAUACUCAGCUGACAGGCUGAGCGGACCGACGGCUAACAUGAUGAACACAAUGAAACAUAACGAGACUCAACAGGACAGGUGGACAGUGAAGGAGAGAGAGACACAGAGAGAAUGGUGAAAACAAGACGACAAAACAACAAGACAGAUGGGGAGGGAAGAUCAGUGACCCAGACAGAAAUCUUAAAAAAUAUAAUUGGGUGAGCAGACGCCGUCCUCUCCCUGACUGCUUUGUAUCAUUCUUUCUCACUCUGCUGGGGUGCAGCAGAUAAAGGUCAAUCCCAGAAAGUCUUUUUUUGUUAUUCUCUGAAUCUGUCAGAUAUCCGGGUCAAGUUGUUGUCCUCUGGGGGCGUAAAUUGAAAGAGCGAAAGGGAGGAAGAAAAGUGGGGAGGAGAAAAGUCAAACAUGUCACACUUAUUGUAUCUUUGCCUGAAGCCCCGAUUUUCUCUUUUUGUCUCUCUGUCUCGUCUGUCCCUGUUCAAGGGCGUGCAUGCAUACACCCAGGAGGCCUGUUGAGAUGAAAUAAAGAAAGAAAACAAGGGAAUUAUAACCAGGUAUCGAAAGAUGGUCAGAGGAGGAGAGAUGGAGGGAGAGAGAGAUGGAGGGUUUUCUGUCCAUCUAAAUGCAUUUUCAUUGGACUGUUUUCCAAGUGCCUUGGAGCUCUCACAUUAUGUCUCUCUGUCUCUCUCUCUGUCUCCGUCUCUGUCUCACACACACACACGAAGCACUGGACAGUGAGGACAUUGUAACACACACUCUCUCUCCCUCCUGAAUGACUUUAACUCUUUCCUCCUGGAAGUCCAGACAGUAUUACCUCUUCUGUCUCGAUGGAUGCACACACACACACUGACACACACAUUAAAACACACACACACACACAUCUACAGCACUGGCCAGAUAACUCAAACUGUUGUUUGUAGACUUUGUACAGAAAUUUCUUUUUUAAUGUUAUUAUUAUUAUUUAAUAAAGGCUAAAUAA